Molecule: messenger RNA, 1420 nt
Organism: Tilletiaria anomala UBC 951
Lineage: Eukaryota; Fungi; Basidiomycota; Exobasidiomycetes; Georgefischeriales; Tilletiariaceae
Exons: 4
Coding region: 157-1350 (397 amino acids)
Source: RefSeq, a predicted model, not a curated record
GUUGUCGCCGCCGCUCGCUCCGUGAAUCGACCUGAGGCCCUCCUCGCCGUUUUUGUCUGUCUGAUCCCUCAGGUGGACCUUUUAAUACCUCCCGGCUUUCCUUGUGUGGGGGACGGUGGCCAAGCAGAGCAUUGUGCCCCUCGCCCGCUGUACAAGAUGCCAGCCAUGGAUCCUUCUCCAUUCACAGAGCCGCACACCUCUCCCUCCUGCAACGCGCAGCCUGAAAAAUAUCAGCAGAGCAAAGAAGAGAAUAGCUCGAGCAUGCCAGUUGCAGAUCAACUCGCUCCCGUCAUCUCGCCCAUCACCGAGGACAACGCGGACUAUGACGACAAAAAGCAGCAGGAGCAGUAUGAGCAACAGGAGCAGCAGAAGGGCUUUGACAAUGUCUUUGAUCUGGACCAACAACGUGCUGCAUUGACCCGGCCACCGCGCCUACUGUACGAUUUUCACGCCCGGAGAAGGUCCUUCGCGUUGAACAUAUUCUUGAUCGUAUUCUUUAACCUGUGCUGUCCGAUCCUGAUAUUCUACAUCCUGCUACAAUAUGACGAUACGCAUAAGCAUGACGACAACAAUAACAUCCUAUAUGGUGCGACGACGGCCACCCUGGGUACAUUGCAACUACCUCAAUUUGCCUAUCGCUGGUGGGUGCUUUACAAGCGCAACGGCGCACGGGAUCCUGUCCUGCUCUACGAGCCGGAAUGUGAUGGAGAGCGGGAACCGGUGCAAGGAUCGGCAGACACUCUCAAGAAGAAACGCACUCCCUUCCGCCCCCCAGGCAUCUUCGCCUGCUGGGACAUCUUCCAGGCCGGGUUCUUUGGGGGUAUCGUCGUAGGUACCUCCGCGCUUGUAUCCGCCUGCUCGCUCUUUGGCGACCACGGAUACUUCCCGCUGCUGGCGUUGUCCCCGCCGAUCAUCUUUGGCUACAUCGGCCUGGCGAUGCUCGCGACGGGCAUUGCGCACGCCACCCGAUGCACGAUGCCGUGCGCCAUGUUUGACCGCCCACGCGGCGAGCGCGUCCGCCCGGGUCUCGGUUAUAUCUGGCCCGACCUCGUCGCGCUCGACGGCGGCGGCGGUGUGGAGUUCCGGAACAGCUUCAGCCGCCGCUACGACGCCAGCUUGCCGUUCCGCCGCAUGGUCGCCACGCUCAACUGGAUUAUCGCAGUCGGCUUGACGCUGCAGCUCGCGCCGGAGAUCGCCUUGGCCACGCUCGUGCACGACCGCAUGAUCGUCUACGGAACUAGCUGGGCCAUCCUCACCAGUAUCAUGCUCCUCCAGCUCGCGGCCUCGCUCAUCUACGCCAAGCGCAGCUUUCGCAACGAACACGAGUGGUGGGUCACGCGACAGCAAUAAGUCCUGCUGCCGAUUACGACAGACUCUUGAUUAUCGCUAUCAAUCUUGUGUUGUAUUCGUACGUUUCUCU